Portunus trituberculatus (swimming crab) is the source of this 2382-nucleotide messenger RNA. RefSeq lists its product as uncharacterized. NCBI's taxonomy places the organism in Eukaryota, Metazoa, Arthropoda, Malacostraca, Decapoda, Portunidae. The record is from RefSeq and is a predicted model, not a curated record. The transcript has 2 exons. Bases 670 to 1782 code for a protein of 370 amino acids.
CAUGAGCCAAAACCCAAAAUUAGGGGUUCGGGUACCAAAAAGGUGAACAGAUCCAACAUGGAUUUUCUGUUAGACUGACAUCUGAAGUGUCCGAAAUCACUUGAUGGACUUCUCAGACUGGUAGCUUAAUGCCUGUAUGGAGGCCAUCUUUAAGAAUGGUUGACGUUUUGGGGGAAAAAAUCAAGACAUCAUUAAAAGGACUGUGACUACUUACAGAAAUGUUACAGAAAGGUCUAACAUAGUUCAUUGGAUUUGUAAUGAAAUUCCACGUAUUUUCAUGUACAAUUUUCUAUAUUAUACUUUGUAAUUAGAUCAGAAAUAACACAAAUGAAAGUAAAAAUUAGGCAUUUUCUACAUUUUUUCAGCAUAGACUUAGCAAAGUUUUCAUAACUCCUUUUUAAAGCAACACUGGACAAAGUUUCACCUUUGGGCAUCUGUUUCACAUCCUAAGCUAUCUGUAUAAUAGCUUGUUUGUGUUAUUAAUGCAUUCUCCGAAUUCCAGAAAUCGUAUUAACGAGAUAGCGUAUUUUCGGCAAAUAUUCAAGCUUAGUAACAAGCCAAUAUACACUUCAUAUAAAACGCAUAUUUUCUAUCUAUCUAUCUAUGUAUCUAUUAAUAUGCCUGUGAUGUAAUUGAAACUGUCUUUAUUUCAGAUUGCUAAGAUCCAACAUGGCGGAGCAAUCAAUGAAGAGAAAAAGACCUAACCCUGAUAUUGGUACCUGCGCAAUAUGUGGGAAGGACUCACCUUUGGAUAAGCUUAUACUGCCAAAGGACAGUGACUCCUGGCAAACACUUUAUCAAGCAGCACUGACAAGAAACGUCGACUCUAUCAUCAAACUGUACGUGGACGACAAGACGAUUCCAAACAUACUGUAUCACCGAGAAUGUCGGUCUGACUUCACGCACAAGAAACAUCUGGCAAAAUAUCAGAAGUCUGUGGAGGUGUCUGUUGAGCCUACGCAGUCGGAAACAAGACACUCCCAACGCCGUGUCCCUGCUCAAACCUCAACAGUAUAUGACCCAAUCUGUAUAUUCUGCCAACGGGUAUCCAAGUAUGUCAAGGGUACCAAAACCAGGGAGCCUCUAACCCAAGCUGUAGACCUAAGAGCCGACCAAAGGAUUCGAGAUGUCGCAACCCAUCAAUGUGAUGAUAGGAUACUCUCUGUUGUGUCGAGAGAUAUCGUGGCUGCUGAGGCCCAUUAUCACGUGACCUGUUACAAGCUGUACACCCGUGGGCCACAUUCUUCACCUGAAUCGACAGAAAGAACCAAAGAUCUUUAUUCUGAGGAAGAGAAAACAGCGCUUGAUUUCCUCUUCCAUUACAUCCGAACUGACAUCUUUUUAAAUCCGCGAAUAGUUCCUCUAGCUGACAUCACGGCGAAACUUGUAACCUUUCUAGUUGAGAAGGGGCUGCAUCCAAAAGACUCCACAAAAAAGCACCUCCGCAGAAGAUUAGAACUGGAAUUUGGGGAAUCUUUGCAUUUUUUCACUCUAUGCAACAGGGUGUAUGUCAGGCCACAAAACCUUUCCAUAGACUCAAUUGCAACAGAUUUCCUGAUUCUUCAAAAUAAAUUUGAAGCAUACAUGAAAAGCAAAGAUACUGAACAUCUGCUCAUGAAGGUAGCUCUGCUCCUGAGAGAAGAUAUCAAAUGUUCUACCAAUGAGCAAUCUUGGCCACCACAACCGGAUGAGCUGACAAAUGCUUACGUCAAAAUUCCUGAAAAUCUCAAGAUAUUCUUAAAUGUACUUCUUGGUCACCAGGCUUGCUGCAGUGCUUGGUAAGGAUGUGUGCAGGUCCCUAAUCGGACUCCAUGCUUGGACUGGCUGUGACACAGUUAGUUCCUUUGCUGGACAGGGGAAAGUCAAAGCGCUUGCCUUGGUACAAAAGGAAAACAAAUUUAAGGUGGCUUUUGGAGACCUCGGCCGGGAGUGGCGCGUGACAGAAGAACUGUUCGAUAUAAUUCAAGAGUUUACGUGCAGGCUUUACUGCCGCAACACCAGUGUCUCAAAGGUUAAUGCACUGAGGUAUGACAUAUUUCAGGCAAAAAAGGGUGACGUGGUUUCUGGCCAGUUACCACCAUGUGAAGAUGCACUUCGACAGCACACCUAUCGAGCUAAUUAUCAAUCCGCGAUAUGGAGAAGAUGUCUAAAAAAUCAGCCUUCUGUACCAAGCCCAACAGAUGGUCAUGGAUGGAACAUGACUGAUGGCGACAUAGCAAUUACGUGGUACACCGGAGCUGCAGCACCAAAUGCUAUUCUCGCUUUACUGGUCUGCAAGUGUUCCCGCUCCUGUGGCAGUGACUGUCCAUGUGUUCUAAAUGGCCUACAGUGCACACCUGCUUGCAAGCUACAGAACUGCAGUAAUUUGCAAGAUGAUGAUGA